This is a messenger RNA of Coccomyxa subellipsoidea C-169, 447 nucleotides long. RefSeq lists its product as hypothetical. The record is from RefSeq and is a predicted model, not a curated record. Lineage: Eukaryota; Viridiplantae; Chlorophyta; Trebouxiophyceae; Coccomyxaceae. The coding region runs from base 1 to 447 and encodes 148 amino acids. The transcript is spliced from 3 exons.
AUGGCCAUGAGAAGGAUUGCCAUCGCAAGUGCCACUGCUGCGGUGCUGAGUGCAGCAUUGCUGCAGAGCGGCAUGCUACACACGGCUCAAGCAGCACCAUCGCCACCCCAGCCUUGUGGAACAUUGGAUCUGGCUUCUCCCUUGACACAACACUGCUUCCCUGCAGACGGCAGCCACCACUUUGUCUGUUGCGACCAGAUUCAGAUGCCUGACAACCCCAACUCGCCCCAUGGCAAUUACAACCCCCUGGAGAGGGUCAUCAAAUCGGCCAGCAACGAUUCCAACUACUCAUGGUGCACAUGCUCGGAGGAGAUCUGCACAGAGCAGCUGCACGGCCGCGUGGCCUGGAACAUGAAUGGGGUCGGCUGGAAGGGCUACCUUCCCCCUGCAUCUAAUGGUGGAGGCUCCUCCAGCCGGGCUAACGGCCUCGCCAAUGGCAGCCAGUGA